AUGGAUACACAAUUGUUACCUUCAGAACCAAAACUAUCUAUCUUAGAACACUUGGAAGCAUUCUCUUCCACUGUAAACUUUGAGGACAAAUACUUCCAAUACUGUACCUUUUUCGUCGUAUUUAACCCUGUGUUUUGGAAUAUUGUAGCCAGAACAGAAUAUAACUACCGUUUACUGACCAGAUUGACCAAGUCCCCUAAAACCGGCUGCUACCUACUAGCCCUUAUCAUCUUCUCGCUCGGUUUACUCCGUGACUAUAUGUUCAAUCAAGCCUUAAGACAACAGCUGCCUCUCACUCUUUUACAAAAUGACACAGUGAAGUGCCUGGCUGUCCUGUGUUUUGCCAUGGGCCAGUUACUAGUGAUCACGUCCAUGUAUCGGUUGGGAAUCAUCGGCACUUAUCUAGGCGACUAUUUCGGGAUCCUCAUGAAGGAAAGAGUCACUGGUUUCCCCUUCAACAUCUCCAAUAACCCAAUGUACCAAGGCUCUACUCUAAGUUUCUUAGGCACCGCCUUGUACUACGGGAAACCUGCAGGCCUGGUGAUCACUUUGUUUGUUUACAUAAUGUAUAAGGUCGCCUUACGGUUCGAGGAACCAUUUACUGCCAUGAUCUAUGCCAAAAAAAAAUUCUGA
Molecule: messenger RNA, 633 nt
Organism: Arxiozyma heterogenica
Lineage: Eukaryota; Fungi; Ascomycota; Saccharomycetes; Saccharomycetales; Saccharomycetaceae
Gene: OPI3
Product: bifunctional phosphatidyl-N-methylethanolamine N-methyltransferase/phosphatidyl-N-dimethylethanolamine N-methyltransferase
Exons: 1
Coding region: 1-633 (210 amino acids)
Biological process (GO): phosphatidylcholine biosynthetic process
Molecular function (GO): S-adenosylmethionine-dependent methyltransferase activity
Source: RefSeq, a predicted model, not a curated record